Messenger RNA from Protobothrops mucrosquamatus (brown spotted pit viper), 2000 nucleotides. It is a transcript of the gene PYGM, whose product is annotated as glycogen phosphorylase, muscle associated. The transcript has 15 exons. NCBI's taxonomy places the organism in Eukaryota, Metazoa, Chordata, Lepidosauria, Squamata, Viperidae. The annotation marks the transcript as partial. The record is from RefSeq and is a predicted model, not a curated record. Gene Ontology annotation, biological process: glycogen catabolic process. Gene Ontology annotation, cellular component: cytoplasm. Gene Ontology annotation, molecular function: pyridoxal phosphate binding; glycogen phosphorylase activity.
CCCGGCCCCGCCGCCCUCCGGCCCCGCCGCGAUGUCGCUGCCCCUGUCGGACUACGAGAAGAGGAAGCAGAUCAGCGUGCGCGGCUUGGCCGGCGUGGAGAACGUGACCGACCUGAAGAAGAGCUUCAACCGGCACCUCCACUUCACGCUGGUCAAGGAUCGCAACGUGUCCACGCCGCGCGACUACUACUUCGCCCUCGCCCACACCGUCCGCGACCACCUGGUCGGACGCUGGAUCCGCACCCAGCAGCACUACUACGAGAAGGACCCCAAGCGCAUCUAUUAUCUUUCCUUGGAGUUUUACAUGGGACGGACACUGCAAAACACCAUGGUCAACCUGGGCUUGCAAAAUGCCUGCGACGAAGCCAUUUACCAGCUGGGCUUGGAUAUGGAGGAGCUGCAGGAGAUUGAAGAGGACGCCGGCCUGGGCAACGGAGGGCUCGGGCGACUGGCAGCUUGCUUCCUGGACUCCAUGGCGACUCUCGGCUUGGCGGCUUACGGCUACGGCAUCCGCUACGAGUUCGGCAUCUUCAACCAGAAGGUCUUGGGGGGCUGGCAGGUGGAAGAAGCCGACGACUGGCUGCGUUACGGGAAUCCCUGGGAGAAGGCCCGUCCGGAGUACAUGAUCCCCGUCCACUUCUACGGACACGUGCAACACGGGGAGGGAGAAGUGAAGUGGGUCGACACGCAGGUGGUGCUCGCCUUGCCCUACGACACACCCGUGCCUGGGUAUCGCAACAACACAGUCAACACCAUGCGGUUGUGGUCUGCCAGGGCCCCCAACGAGUUCAACCUGAAAGAUUUCAAUGUGGGUGGCUACAUUCAAGCGGUGCUGGACCGGAAUUUGGCUGAGAACAUUUCCCGUGUUCUGUAUCCCAAUGAUAACUUCUUCGAAGGCAAAGAGCUGCGUCUCAAGCAGGAGUAUUUCGCGGUGGCCGCAACGCUUCAAGACAUCAUCCGCCGGUUCAAAUCCUCCAAGUUCGGCAGCCGGGAUCCUGUCCGCACCUCCUUCGAUGCCUUCCCAGACAAGGUCGCCAUUCAGCUCAAUGACACACACCCUUCGCUGGCCAUCCCGGAGCUGAUGAGGGUUUUGAUGGAUAUUGAGAAGCUGGACUGGGAUAAGGCCUGGGACGUCACCGUGCGCACUUGUGCCUACACCAACCACACCGUGCUGCCAGAGGCGCUGGAGCGCUGGCCUGUCCACCUCUUUGAGACCCUCCUGCCGCGCCACUUGGAGAUCAUCUACGAAAUCAACCAACGUUUCCUCGACAAAGUCUACGCCACCUUCCCGGGAGACCUGGACCGGAUGCGCCGCAUGUCCAUGGUGGAAGAAGGAAGCGUCAAACGGAUCAACAUGGCGCAUCUCUGCAUCGUGGGUUCCCACGCUGUCAAUGGAGUCGCCCGUAUCCACUCCGAUAUCCUGAAGGCCACCGUGUUUAAAGAUUUCUACGAAUUUGAACCGCACAAGUUCCAGAACAAAACCAACGGAAUCACACCCCGCCGGUGGCUGGUUUUAUGCAACCCCGGGCUGGCCGAGGUCAUCGCUGAGCGCAUCGGGGAAGAUUAUAUUUCUGAUCUGGAUCAGCUGAGGAAGCUUCUGAAUUUUGUGGAUGACGAAGGUUUCAUCCGGGAUGUGGCCAAAGUCAAACAGGAGAACAAGUUGAAGUUUUCUGCCUACCUGGAGAAGGAAUACAAGGUCAAGAUCAAUCCCAACUCCCUCUUUGACCUGCAAGUAAAGCGGAUCCAUGAGUACAAGAGACAGCUGCUCAACUGCCUGCACGUCAUCACCCUUUACAACCGAAUCAAGAGAGAACCUAACAAGCACUUUGUGCCCCGGACGGUCAUGAUUGGAGGCAAGGCGGCUCCCGGCUACCACAUGGCCAAAAUGGUCAUCAAGCUUGUUACCUCCAUCGGAGACAUCGUGAACCACGAUCCCAUCAUUGGUGACCGACUCAAGGUGAUCUUCUUGGAAAACUACCGGGUCUCCCUGGCUGAAAAGG